This is a messenger RNA of Arabidopsis lyrata subsp. lyrata, 1174 nucleotides long. RefSeq names its product LOB domain-containing protein 39. Bases 191 to 913 code for a protein of 240 amino acids. Gene Ontology annotation, biological process: regulation of gene expression. Lineage: Eukaryota; Viridiplantae; Streptophyta; Magnoliopsida; Brassicales; Brassicaceae. The transcript has 2 exons. The record is from RefSeq and is a predicted model, not a curated record.
CUCAUCUUCUUAAAACUUGUUUUCUCUUUCUCUCUUCUUCAUUCAAUCAAAUUAGAUCAAAACCUAUUUUCUUGCUCCCAAAUUCGAAAUAAUCGACGCUUUUCUAUACUUUUUUUUUUUAACAAGUAGAGUUUCCCAAAAUAUUGGAUAUCACUUCUCAUAUAAUAAGUUUUCAAAUUUCGGAAAAAAAAUGAGUUGCAAUGGAUGUAGAGUUCUUCGAAAAGGUUGCAGCGAAACAUGCAUCCUUCGACCUUGCCUUCAAUGGAUCGAAUCCGCAGAGUCACAAGGCCAUGCCACUAUCUUCGUCGCUAAAUUCUUUGGCCGUGCCGGUCUCAUGUCUUUCAUCUCCGGCGUACCCGAAAUCCAACGUCCAGCUUUGUUUCAGUCGUUGUUGUUUGAAGCGUGUGGGAGGACGGUGAAUCCGGUUAACGGAGCGGUUGGUAUGUUAUGGACUGGGAACUGGCACGUGUGCCAAGCGGCGGUUGAGACUGUUCUUCGCGGCGGAACUUUGAGACCGAUCUCAGAUCUUCUUGAAUCUCCGUCGUUGAUGCUCUCCUCCGAUGAGUCUUCCGAGAUUUGGCAUCAAGACGUUUCAAGAAACAAAAACCACCAUUGUCGCUUCACCACCUCCAGAUCUAAGACGGAGAUGAAAGACUCUCUGGUUAACCGGAAACGAUUCAAGUCCGAUUCGGAUCUUGAUCUCCAAGUGAACGACGGUUUAACCCUAACCGCUCAGGCUGUACCGGUUCCUUUUCUUCCUCCGUCGACGUUUUGUAAGGCGGUUAACGGUGAUCGUCCGGGGAGUCCAUCGGAGGAAUCUGUAACGACGUCGUGUUGGGAAAAUGGUAUGAGAGGAGAUAAUAAACAAAGAAGAAACAAAGGAGAGAAAAAGUUAUUAAACCUUUUUGUUUAAAACCGACGACGCAAAACACUCAAAGAUUUUGAGGCUCUUUUUUAGGGUUAUCAGUUAUGAGUGGGAAUGGAUAUUUAGUUAAGCCGCAUAGUUAUUGGCUAGUUAAUGAUUUUCUCUAUCGAGAAAUACUGAAAUAUGAUAAAAUUUUGGGGUUAUAUAUUUUGCCGAUGAGAAUAAAUAAUCUGUUGAGAAUUGUUUCAUUUCUUACAUAUGGUCUGUAUUUUCAUGUUUUUUUCCAAGUUUCGAAACUCAUUUAAAGAA